Molecule: messenger RNA, 2085 nt
Organism: Penicillium canariense
Lineage: Eukaryota; Fungi; Ascomycota; Eurotiomycetes; Eurotiales; Aspergillaceae
Product: amidase family protein
Exons: 1
Coding region: 1-2085 (694 amino acids)
Source: RefSeq, a predicted model, not a curated record
AUGGCUCAACCAGGUUCUGGUCAAGAGUUUACUUUACUUGACACGAGCAUUUCCGAGCUGCUGAAUGCACUCUCCUUGGGAUGGAUCACCAGCGUGGAAUUGGUCUCGCUCUAUCUACGGCGGAUCAGUGUCUACGAUGCCAACGGACUAAAGCUCAGUGCCAUCCCAAUUCUCAACCCAUCAGUCUUUGACGAAGCAGGCGAAUCAGAUGCUAGGCGUGCAGCGGGGCUGCCUCCGCGACCACUAGAAGGGAUUCCUUACCUAGUGAAAGACAGCAUCAAAGUGAAAGGCAUGACAGUCGCCAACGGGUCACCUGCUUUUCAGAAGCUCGUUGCGAAUGAAGACGCGGUCUGCGUGCAGAUUCUCCGGGAUGCUGGCGCGGUCCUUCUCGGGCGAACCAACAUGCCUGCCAUGGCGUAUGGUGGCAUGCAGCGCGGAAUAUGGGGACGUGCCGAGAGUCCGUAUAACAGCGACUACUUGGCAGCAGCUUAUGCCUCGGGAUCAUCCAAUGGAUCUGCUGUUGCCACAGCUGCGAACUUCUGCGCGUUCUCUCUGGGAAGUGAGACUGUUUCUUCUGGCCGCUCACCUGCGUCAAACAAUGCAAUUGUUGCAUACACGCCAUCAAAGGGAUUGCUUCCACUUCGGGGUGUAUUCCCUCUCUACCCGACCUGCGACGUCUUGGUUCCUCAUACCAGAACUGUUGAGGAUCUUUUCCACGUCCUCGAGGUCCUGGCUGUUCCUGAUUCGGCACCAGCUGGAGAUUUCUACAAUGAACAACCAUUCAUCCAAAUUCCUUCGAUAAAGACUAUUCGACCACAGUCUUUCAUGACAUUCAAGGAUAAUUCCUCCUUGAAGGAUAAGCGCAUAGGUGUACCUUCAAUGUACAUCGGUGGCGAUGACUCUUCCAUCUCCCCCGUCAGCAAAGUGAAGACGCGGCAGUCAAUCAUCAAGCUGUGGCAAGAGGCCAAAAAGGUGCUAGAAGAAUGCGGCGCCGAAGUCAUUGAAACCGACUUCCCCCUAGUGACAACCUACGAGUCAAACGCUGCAACGGGUCAGUUAUUCACCAUUGCAAAUCUUCCAGAAGGCUGGGCAGGCAAGGAAAGAUGCGAGGUCGUCGCCCACUCGUGGGAUGAUUUUCUCGUCGCAAACGGUCAGGAAGGCCUAGCGUCUCUCACAGAAGUUGACCCUGCAACAAUCUUCCCACUCGCACCGGGCUCCCUCCGCGGUAAUCCCGAGGUAGUAAACAAGCUAUCUUGGGAUGAGAUCGUAGCAUAUCCGCACUCCAAGCCUUCUUCCAUCUGCGAAAUUCCGGGAAUCAAGCAGGCAAUCCAGGCACUCGAGGAUGCCCGAAAAGAAACUUUCGAGAACUGGAUGGAUAAGCUCGGCCUCGACGCGGUGGUCUUCCCAGCGAACGGUGAUGUUGGCGCUGCGAAUGCCGAUAGGGAUGAAAAAGCAUCUCUCUUUGCCUGGAGCAAUGGCGUGAAAUACUCUAAUGGCAAUCGACCGAUUCGUCACCUCGGUAUUCCAACAAUUUCAGUUCCAAUGGGCGUGAUGGAGGAUACGAAGAUGCCAGUGAAUCUCACUUUCGCAGGCAAGGCAUACGAGGAUAACGAUCUCCUGCGCUAUGGAUAUGCCUUCGAGAUGGCCUCCAAGUGCCGAGUUCAACCUGCUGCUGUACCAAUUCUGCCUUCGGACCGGGUACCAAUUAGCAGUAUACCGCGUAUUCUCACAUCCCAGCUCCCGCUUGAACUGGUGGUGGAAGAGCAGUAUGAGAAGGUUCAAGAUUCACAGGUCGUUGUUCAUAUCUGUGGAUCUGUUCGGCGUGCCAUCGAUACCACUCGUUUACUUCAUCCCCUUCCCCCAGUGCGCUUGAUAUGCUAUGUUAAUGGAAAGCCAUGUGAUGCUGUUGUGAAUGGCGAGGAUUGGUUUCUAAAAACAGCUCAUCAGGCUUCCGAGCGGGCAGGUCAGUGGGAGAUGUGGGAGAGUCCAGCAGUGCACCAGACGAUCGUCAUAAUCACGGCACAUAGUGACGGUUUUGCGACUGAUGGGAAGCUGGUUCUCUUUAACAACGGCAAUUCUCUUUAA